AUGGAAAAUUUCCUGACUGCGGUGACCAAGUUGCCGAAGGCCCGUGUGAAGGAGCUGGUCCGCGAACGUCCCUUCGAUUUUAGUGCAAUGUUUGGUCGCAUUUGUCUCCGGGACCUGGUCAGUUUGGAAGCGGCAUGUCGGAGUGCCCGGCAACUGGUGCAAGCCGGAGCUUUAAGUCGGCUGAACGAGAUCCUUCUCGAACAACUAGGCCUGAUGGGCGCAGCGACGGGGAAAGGGGAAGCGACGGGAAAAGGGGAAGCGACGGGAAAAGGGGAAGCGACUCAAGAAGAUGGAAGAAACUGCCUGGGACGGGUCGAGUGGGUCACGGCGAUGGGUUGCAAGUACCAUUUAUGCGCUCUUGAGGGUGUUCGUUUGUGGAGCAACCAACAGGUCUGUAACGGGUUCAAGGCCGCUCUGGACGACGUUAACAGCCGGUUGCAGGGGCUCAUAACCCAGCCGGAACCGGCAGGUUCCGGUGUGUAUCCUGCGCUGGUUGAACAAAUCCGAGCUAGCGUCGACCCGCUUGCUUUCAUGCUCCAUGAACUAAAGGAACUGGAUAACCUCAAAGCUCUCGGAGAUGCGCCAAGACUCGACCAAACUCCCAAACCCGACGACCAAACUUCAACUAUCAAUUCAACUCCAA
Messenger RNA from Gregarina niphandrodes, 643 nucleotides. RefSeq lists its product as hypothetical. The record is from RefSeq and is a predicted model, not a curated record. Lineage: Eukaryota; Apicomplexa; Conoidasida; Eugregarinorida; Gregarinidae. The annotation marks the transcript as partial. The transcript has a single exon.